AGCCGCCAGCGGGUGAGGACACUUGAAAUCACCUUCUGAGCAACCACAGAAAGAGCACAGAUGGGACGGGGCAAGCCAGGAGGGACGCUCUUCCUAGCCACUUGGCUCAUCUUUCAGUCAGCUCUCCUUUGAAGAUAGCUAGCGGCUUUCUAGUUGUUUUUAUGUAAUCUUCAUUUUCUGUUUCUAAUUGUCUUGGUUGGGUUUAAGAUACAGGAAAACUCUCUCACAUUAGGCUGAACUGUGGAGCUACUUCGACAAGAGUGAGUAAUGUGCCAUCUUCUGGCCAGAUCAUGCAUUCGCAUGACUCUAAUGAUAGUCUUGUAUUGUCUUUAAUUGACAACAGGAAGAGCUGAAGACAGACCUGAAAAUUAAGGAAGAAAAAGACCUGAUGCAGGUGACUCAGGCCACAGCAGUAGCUGCACCUUGCCCCACCAGUGACGGCAGCUCCUCCAGCCCCUCCACCUUCACCUCCUGCUCCACCUGCUGUGCAACACCCUGUCCUGUCCACACCCACCAUACCUGCUGCUUCCAAGAGGAAGGGGGAAGAGGAAAAAGACUCAAGCUCCAAGUCCAAGAAGGAGAAAAUGAUCUCUGCUAAGGACACAAAGCUUUACUGUAUCUGUAAAGUGCCUUAUGAUGAAUCUAAGUUCUAUAUUGGCUGUGAUCUUUGUACUAACUGGUAUCAUGGAGAAUGUGUUGGCAUCACAGAAAAGGAGGCUAAGAAAAUGGUUGUGUACAUCUGUAAUGAUUGUAAAUGGGCACAAGAGGGCAGCAGUGAGGAAUUGUUCGGUAUCUGCAGAACACCUUUCGGAUCUUGUAGAUUUUUUAUUGGCCAUGAUCAGUGUCAGAAUUGGUACCAUAGGUGCUGCGCUGGCAUCUUGCAAAGUGAGGCCGAGCUCAUUGAUAAGUAUGUCUGUCCACAGUGCCAGUCAACAGAGGAUGCCAUGACAGUGCUCACACCACUAACAGAGAAGGAUUAUGAGGGGUUGAAGAGGGUUCUCUGUUCCUUACAGGCCCAUAAGAUGACCUGGCCUUUCCUUGAACCAGUAGAUCCCAAUGAUGCACCAGAUUAUUGUGAUGUUAUUAAGGAACCUAUGGCUGCUGCUUAUCCUCAGCAGUUCAUCCCCUGGACGGAGGCGGCCUCUCAGGACCUGGAGCAGAGCUGUAGGAAGCUGCCCUCUCUUAUGAAGAAGCCGUCCGGGGUGAGUGAAGUACAGGCGGUUCAUCUGGUACAGCCCGUCCCGAUCCACCGGCAGGGUGACCAGCCGAAUGCCCGCGCCCACUACGUCCACGUCGUGCACGAUCCCGUUCACCGCUGCUUCGAAAAAAAAGUUUGGAGAAGAGCACUACCCCCAGUUCCUCUCCCAGUCCCCGAGCGUUGGUUUAUAGCAACAGCGAAACGGCCCGCACGGGUCGGGCGCCCUGGGAUCUCGCGUGCAGGAUUCUCCGGGACUCGGAAAGGCUCGGCGACGGCGCGCGGCCGAUUGGGGUGGGCAGGGCCACCGGGGCCCUCGGCGGCGCGCGCGGGCGGCCAAGCGGCAGGGGAGCGUAGGGCCUGUGAGCGCGCGCGUCUCGGCGCGACCUCCGAUGGGAGCCUGCGGCGCGGCGACGCGCGGUUCUCGGCUUGCGCCAGGCGCGUACCUGUGGACGCGUGUGCUGCCUCACGGAAGCUGGCCUGGUUGUCCGCAGGCGGCGGGGGCUUUGGCGCCGCGGGUCUGGCCAGGCGCGGGCGGCGAGGGCGGUCUCCGCGUGGCCGCCGCGAGGCCUCGGGGAGCGUCUGCGCGCGGGGCCCCUGUGUGUCUUGCGCACUCGCGCAGCCGCGGGAGUCCGACUUCCUGAUGUGCGGCGGCAAGGCUGUGGGGAGAGAAGAGGAGAGGCUGGGAGGCCGCCUGGCAGGAGAAGCAGUGAGGGGAGACGGUCGGGGUGUGUACACCUGUCAGGAGGAAGAACCCAAGAGACCAACUGGCAACUUCCUUGAUAAUUUCUGGUAUUUUGAGUUUGAGUCUUCAGAUAAGAGUGCAGCCCCAGGCCACUGCUUGACUGAAACAUCCCGAGAGACCUGAGCAGAACCAUCCAGCUGAGUCCCUCCCAGAUUCCUGGCCCACAGAAAGUGUGACAUAAUAAAUGUUUUUUAUUUUAAGCUGCUAAACG
Molecule: messenger RNA, 2151 nt
Organism: Piliocolobus tephrosceles (Ugandan red Colobus)
Lineage: Eukaryota; Metazoa; Chordata; Mammalia; Primates; Cercopithecidae
Exons: 9
Coding region: 585-2063 (492 amino acids)
Biological process (GO): regulation of transcription by RNA polymerase II
Cellular component (GO): NURF complex
Molecular function (GO): RNA polymerase II cis-regulatory region sequence-specific DNA binding
Source: RefSeq, a predicted model, not a curated record